GUUGGUUUCUGUGGAUUGGAAUGCUACCGUAGCACUGUUGUAGUUAUUGUUUCCCUUUGUAAUGUCGAGCUUCCACCGUCAUGGCAAAUUUUGGAGAAGUCAAAUCAAGCUUUGCCCUCAACUAUUAAUAGCAACUUCUUUGGACCAAAUAUCGAUCUGCCGUUAGUUGAAAAGCCUAAGCAUGCGGACUGGUACGCGGCAGCACGAAACAUACUUUUCAGAGAAGCGUAUAAUACCAGCCAUGUUACUCGUCCGGACGUUGCUGAAAAAACCUUUAUUAUUAAAGUAUCUGAGAAUCGACGACUAACACCCGAAACCUACAACCGAUAUUUGUUCCACAUUGAAUUCGACACCACGGGGACAGACUUGAAAUAUGACUUGGGUGAGGCUCUCGGUGUAUACGGUCAUAAUGAUCCCAAAGAAGUCAAUCAAUUCUUGAAGUAUUACAACUUGAAUCCAAAUGGUCUAAUUUCAAUUCCCAAUAAAGAAGGUGAUCGAUACGAAACAAGAACCAUAUUACAAAUUUUCUCUCAGGCUCUUGAUAUAUUCGGUCGACCAGCGAAACGCUUUUACGAGUCUUUAGCACUUUAUGCCACGAAUGAGAAUGAAAGAAACCGACUUUUAUGGAUAGCCAGUAAGGAAGGUGCAGAAGAAUUUAAACGUCGUCUUGCUGAUACAAUUACAUAUGCCGAUUUGCUUUUUGAAUUUACUUCCGCGAAACCACCCGUGGAAGAUCUUGUACAAAUGAUUGCACCCAUUAAGCCGCGUCAUUAUUCGAUUGCUUCCGCACAAAGUAUUCAUCCUAACAGUGUGCAUCUGUUGGUGGUAACAGUUGACUGGGUUAACUCUUCUGGUAAAAAACGAUUCGGUCAAUGCACACGUUAUUUGUCUAAUCUCAAAGUCGGCGAACGCAUUACCGUUUCCAUUAAACCAUCGGUUAUGAAACUUCCUCCACGGGACACACAACCAGUUAUAAUGGCAGGUCUUGGAACCGGGAUGGCACCUUUCCGUGCAUUUAUUGAAGAGCGCGCUUAUCGCAAAUCACAAGGAAUAGAGGUUGGACCAAUGAUUCUCUAUUUUGGCUCUCGUAACAAGGCCAUGGAGUACCUUUACGGUGAGGAACUUGAGGCUUAUCAUUCCGAAGGACUACUCACGCAUCUUCAAUUGGCGUUUUCUCGUGAUCAACCACACAAAGUCUACAUUCAGCAUAAGAUGAAUGAAGAUGCUAAACUGUUGCAUGAGUAUCUAUUAAAAGAAGAAGGAUGGUUUUAUCUGUGUGGUCCCACGUGGCCAGUGCCAGACGUCAAGGAUGCCAUCGUUAAUAGUUUUAUGACAGCCGGAGGUUUAUCAGAAAAUGAGGCGAUAGAUUAUGUUAACAAGCUAAAGGAUCUGGAGAGAUAUAUUUUGGAAGUUUAUUAA
Molecule: messenger RNA, 1419 nt
Organism: Acaulospora morrowiae
Lineage: Eukaryota; Fungi; Glomeromycota; Glomeromycetes; Diversisporales; Acaulosporaceae
Source: the annotation of a GenBank genome assembly